CAGCUGUAUUGCAGUAACUGGUACGCAGGCGCUAACGCUGAUGUGUUGAAUGGUGAGAAUUUCGUUGAACUGGUAUCGUGUAGGAAAAACGCUUUCGGCAGGCCAUUGAAAAAAUUGUCAAAAUGUCCAGUUCGCGCACUAUAAUAUGUUUACUGCGAAAUGAUUUGCGUCUUCAUGAUAACGAGGUGUUCCAUUGGGCUCAGAAGAAUGCAGAGCACAUAGUUCCACUCUACUGCUUUGACCCUCGUCACUAUUUGGGGACAACCUGCUUCAAUUUCCCAAAGACAGGCCCUUUCCGCUUGCGCUUCCUUCUUGACAGCGUAAAUGAUCUGCGGGCCUCCCUCAAAAAGAGAGGAAGCAACCUUGUGGUGCGUCGUGGAAAACCAGACGAAGUGGUUAGUGAUCUUAUCAAACAGAUAGGCUCGGUCACCGCAGUCGCCUUCCAAGAAGAGGUGACGGAAGAUGACAAGGAGGUUGAGAAGCAAAUAAAAGAUGUUUGCUUGAAAAACCAGGUCAAAGUUCAAAGUUUUUGGGGAUCAACACUGUAUCACACACAUGACCUGCCCUUCAAUAAUAUCAGUAGACUCCCAGAUGUGUACACCCAGUUCAGGAAGGCAGUGGAGUCCCAGAGCACGGUUAGGCCAGUGUUCCCCACCCCUGCCCAGCUGAGGUCUCUGCCCCUGGGCUUGGAGGAAGGGCCAGUCCCCACAUACCAGGACCUGGAGGUGCAAGAGCCUGUGACUGAUCCUCGCUCUGCCUUCCCCUGCCACGGAGGAGAGAGUGAGGCUUUGGGCCGAUUAAAGCACUACUUCUGGGACACGGAUGCUGUGGCAACUUACAAAGAAACCCGAAAUGGUUUGAUUGGGGUUGAUUAUUCGACAAAAUUUGCUCCAUGGCUUGCCAUGGGCUGCAUAUCUCCACGAUAUAUUUAUGAACAGAUCAAGAAAUACGAAGAAGAGAGAACGGCCAACCAAAGCACAUACUGGGUGGUAUUUGAGCUACUUUGGAGGGAUUACUUCAAGUUUGUGGCAUUGAAGUAUGGAAACAGACUUUUUGAUUUGAAUGGUCUACAAGACAAGCAUGUGCCAUGGAAGACCGAUAAGAAACUUCUUGAUGCAUGGAAAGAGGGACGGACAGGAGUGCCCUUUGUGGACGCCAACAUGAGGGAGCUGGCCCUCACUGGCUUCAUGUCCAACAGAGGGCGACAGAACGUAGCCAGCUUCCUCACCAAAGACCUGGGUCUGGAUUGGAGGAUGGGGGCAGAGUGGUUUGAAUACUUACUGGUUGACCAUGAUGCGUGCAGCAACUAUGGAAACUGGUUGUACAGUGCUGGCAUUGGCAAUGACCCUAGAGAGAACAGGAAGUUCAAUAUGAUCAAACAGGGACUGGAUUACGACAAUAAUGGAGACUACGUGAGGCAGUGGGUACCUGAACUGCAGGGCAUUAAAGGAGGGGACGUUCACACACCAUGGGCUCUGAGCAAUGGUGCUUUGUCACAUGCCAAAGUGUCUCUGAAUGAGACAUACCCAUCCCCAAUCGUCAUGGCACCUGAAUGGGGUCGACAUGUCAACAAGAAACCAUCUGGUGGAGCUGCACCUGCUGCACGAGGGAGAAAAGGUCCUUCGCAUACCCCCAAACAACACAAGGACAGAGGCAUGGACUUCUACUUCUCCAAGAAGUCUAAAGAUUUCCAAUGAAGGACUGUGAUUGACAUCAGGAAUUGUCUCUGCUUUGACAUGCAGGGCCAGUUUUUCCACAGUAAAUCAUACCCUAACUAUGCUAUAGAGCUUGUGGUAUAUUUGCUCAAAGGGGUGAUUAUGUUACAUCACAUAUUUUCUGUUUACAGAAAUGGUAAAGCCUUAAGCCUGAGAUGCAUUCAGUGAACAUUAAAAGUGAACUCCAUCACCUGUGCAAUAUUUUGUGAUGAAUGUGUUUGUUCUCACCUUUUAGGGAAUUUUACUUUGUUUUAUGACAUUUUGUAAUAUCAUAACAAAUCUUUUAUGCUCAUCUUUGUAACUUUUUUUUUUUAAAAGAGACCUUUGUUUUAUUGAAGGUGCAUCAGGUCUGUUUCUGACUUACCGCAUAAGGAAGUUGGAAGUCAUUGUUAUAUAUGCAAACUAAUUCACAAGAAAGGGGAAGAG
Sardina pilchardus (European sardine) is the source of this 2141-nucleotide messenger RNA. RefSeq names its product cryptochrome DASH (gene cry-dash). NCBI's taxonomy places the organism in Eukaryota, Metazoa, Chordata, Actinopteri, Clupeiformes, Clupeidae. Gene Ontology annotation, molecular function: deoxyribodipyrimidine photo-lyase activity; damaged DNA binding; FAD binding. The record is from RefSeq and is a predicted model, not a curated record. The transcript has 14 exons. The coding region runs from base 123 to 1697 and encodes 524 amino acids. Gene Ontology annotation, biological process: photoreactive repair.